AUGGAAUUCCCCCUUGGGUCCCUGGAAACUACCAACUUCCGUCGAUUCACUCCAGAGUCCCUGGUGGAGAUUGAAAAGAGAAUUGCGGCCAAGCAGGCAGAAAAAAAAGCCAAAGGUAAGCAGAGUAAGCACAAGCACAAGCAGAAGGACCAAGAGGAGAAGCCUCGGCCCCAGCUCGACUUGAAAGCCUGCAACCAGCUGCCCAAGUUCUAUGGCGAACUCCCGGCAGAGCUGAUCGGGGAGCCCCUGGAGGAUCUGGACCCCUUCUACACUGCACACAGGACGUUUAUGGUGCUGAACAAAGGGAGGACCAUUUCCCGGUUCAGUGCCACUCGGGCCCUGUGGUUAUUCAGUCCUUUCAACCCGAUCAGAAGAACAGCCAUCAAAGUGUCUGUCCACUCAUAUCCUUUGUGGUUCAGCACCUUUAUCACAGUCACGAUCGUCGUCAACUGUGUGUGCAUGACCCGCACCGACCUUCCAGAGAAGAUGGAGUAUGUCUUCACUGUCAUUUAUACCUUCGAAGCCUUGAUAAAGAUAGUGGCAGGAGGAUUUUGUCUCAAUGAGUUCACCUACCUGCGAGAUCCUUGGAACUGGCUGGAUUUUAGCGUCAUCACCCUGGCGUACAUUAGCACAAUGACAGAUCUCCAGGGGAUCUCAGGCCUGCGGACGUUCAGAGUUCUUAGAGCUUUAAAAACAGUCUCUGUGAUUCCAGGGCUGAAGGUCAUCGUUGGGGCCCUGAUCCACUCAGUGAAGAAGCUGGCGGAUGUGACCAUCCUCACCGUCUUCUGUCUGGGUGUCUUUGCCCUGGUGGGCCUGCAGCUCUUCAAGGGCAACCUCAAGAACAACUGUGUCAAGAAUUGCACAGCUCUCAACGAUACAGCCAAUUACUCCUCUUAUGAAAAGCUCGAGUGGAAUUUCUGCCAUAAUGGUGCAGACAUGUACAUCAAUAAGCCAGGCACUUCUGAUCGCUUAUUGUGCGGCAACGGAACUGAUGCAGGCCACUGCCCUAAAGGUUAUUUCUGCAUGAAAACAUCUGACAACCCAGAUUUUAACUACACCAGCUUUGAUUCCUUCGCUUGGGCUUUCCUCUCACUGUUCCGCCUCAUGACACAGGAUUCCUGGGAACGCCUCUACCAGCAGACCCUGAGGGCUUCUGGGAAAUUCUAUAUGGUCUUUUUUGUGCUUGUCAUCUUCCUGGUAUCUUUCUACCUGGUCAACUUGAUUUUGGCUGUCGUCACCAUGGCAUACGAGGAGCAGAACAAAGCAACCAUGGAUGAAAUUGAAGCCAAGGAGAAGAAGUUCCAGGAGGCCCUCGAGAUGCUCCGGAAGGAGCAUGAGGUGCUGGCAGCAAUGGGGAUUGACACCGCCUCUCUCCACUCCCACAGUGGAUCCCCUUUAGCCUCCAAAAGAGCCAAUGAAAAAAGGCACAGAAUGAAGCCAAAGGUGUCAGAUGGCUCCACAGAUGACAAUAAAUCACCACAAUCUGAGCCUUACAACCAACGCAGGAUGUCUUUCCUAGGCCUCACCUCUGGGAGACGCCGGGCUAGCCAUGGCAGUGUGUUCCAUUUCCGGGCCCCUGUCCGAGACGGCUCAUUCCCUGAUGGGGUCACAGAUGAUGGAGUCUUUCUUGGAGACCACGACAGCCAUCGGGGCUCCCUGCUGUUGGGUGGGAGUACCAACCAACCAGGCCCUCUCCCUAAGAGCCCGCUGCCUCAACCCACCAACCCUGGAUCAGGGCAUGGAGAGGAUGGACACCCCACAUUGCCCACUGGUGAGCAUGGACCUGGAGUCACAGAAGGCUCGGCGUCUGAAGCAGGACAAAAGAAGACUUUCUUAUCAGCAGAAUACUUGAAUGAACCCUUCCGAAUCCAAAGGGCAAUGAGUGUGGUCAGUAUCAUGACCUCCGUCCUCGAGGAACUGGAGGAAUCUGAACAGAGGUGCCCACCCUGCUUGACCAGCUUGGCUCAGAAGUAUCUGAUCUGGGAGUGCAGCCCCUCAUGGCUGAAGUUCAAGACGCUCCUGUUCAGGAUUGUGACGGACCCCUUUGCGGAGCUCACCAUCACCCUGUGCAUCGUGGUGAACACAGUCUUCAUGUCCAUGGAGCACCACAACAUGAGCCACACCUUUGAAACCAUGUUCGCCGUAGGCAACAUUGUCUUCACCGUGUUUUUUGCGAUUGAAAUGCUCUUCAAAAUCAUUGCCUUUGACCCCUACUAUUACUUCCAGAAGAGGUGGAACAUUUUCGACUGCAUCAUUGUCACCGUGAGCCUGAUAGAGCUGCUCACGUCCAAGAAGGGCGGCAUGGCGGUGCUGCGGUCCUUCCGCCUGCUGCGGGUCCUCAAGCUGGCCAAGUCCUGGCCCACCUUAAACACCCUCAUCAAGAUCAUCGGGAACUCAGUGGGGGCUCUGGGGAACCUCACCAUCAUCCUGGCCAUCAUUGUCUUUAUCUUCGCUCUGGUUGGCAAGCAGCUCCUCGGGGAUAACUACCGGGACUAUCGGCACAAGAUCUCUGCGCCCGGCGAGGAAUGGCCUCGUUGGCACAUGUACGACUUCUUCCACUCCUUCCUCAUCAUCUUCCGGAUCCUCUGCGGGGAGUGGAUUGAGAACAUGUGGGCCUGCAUGGAAGUCGGCCAGACCUCCGUCUGCCUCAUCCUGUUCCUGACGGUGAUGGUGCUGGGGAACCUGGUGGUGCUCAACCUGUUUAUCGCCCUGCUGCUGAACUCCUUCAGCGCCGACAACCUCACAGCCCCAGAGGAGGAUGGGGAGAUGAACAACCUGCAGGUGGCCCUGGCCCGGGUCCAGGCGUUUGGCCAUCGCACCAUGAAGACUCUUCGAAGCUUCUUCCGCAGGCCCUGCCUGUUCUCCCGGACCAAGGCACAGCCCCAGCAGGUGGUGAAGAUCCCACUCUCCAACUCCAAAGUCGAGAACCACAUCACUGCUGAUGCAGCCCUGGGGGGCCCUGGAGGUCUCUCGGCCCCCAGAGACCCCGGGGACAGCCACAGUGACUUCAUCACCAAUCCUAACGCAUGGGUCUCUGUGCCCAUUGCCGAGGGUGAAUCUGACCUGGAUGACUUGGAGGAGGAGGAAGAAGAGGAGGAUGCUGGGAGCUCCCAGCAGGAAGUGAUCCCACAUGGGCAGGAGCAGCUGCAGCAAGUCGGGAGCUAUGAGGACCACCCGGCACCCAGCAGCCCAGGCUCUGGAACGUCCUCUGAGGACCUGGCUCCAUACCUGGGCGAGAAGUGGAAAGACCAGGCGGCCGCUCAGGCCCCUGCAGAGGCAGCGAGCGACGGGAGCUCCUCCGAGGGCAGCACGGUGGACUUCCUGGAUCCCGAGGAGAUCCUGAAGAAGAUCCCCGAGCUGGCCGAGGACCUGGAAGAACCGGAAGACUGCUUCACAGAAGGCUGCAUUCGCCGCUGUCCCUGGUGCAAAGUGAACACCGCCAAGUUCCCAUGGACCGUGGGCUGGCAGGUGCGCAAGACCUGCUACCGCAUCGUGGAGCACAGCUGGUUUGAGAGCUUCAUCGUCUUCAUGAUCCUGCUCAGCAGCGGGUCUCUGGCCUUUGAAGAUUACUACCUUGACCAGAAGCCCACGGUGAAGGCCUUGCUGGACUACACCGAUAGGGUGUUCACAUUUAUCUUUGUGUUCGAGAUGCUGCUCAAGUGGGUGGCCUACGGCUUCAAGAAGUACUUCACCAACGCCUGGUGCUGGCUCGACUUCCUCAUCGUGAACAUAUCCCUGACCAGCCUCAUAGCGAAGAUCCUGAAGUAUUCUGACAUGGCAUCCAUCAAAGCCCUUCGGACCCUCCGCGCCCUGCGGCCACUGCGGGCUCUGUCUCGAUUUGAAGGCAUGCGGGUGGUGGUAGAUGCCCUGGUGGGCGCCAUCCCGUCCAUCAUGAACGUCCUCUUUGUCUGCCUCAUCUUCUGGCUCAUCUUCAGCAUCAUGGGCAUGAACUUCUUCUCAGGGAUGUUUUGGAGGUGCAUCAACAUGACCAAUAAAGACUUUUCUCUUGUGUCUUAUACUAUUGUGAAUAACGAAUCUGAUUGUAGACUUCACAACUACACUGGAAAUCUCUUUUGGGUCAACAUGAAGGUCAACUUUGAUAAUGUUGCAAUGGGUUACCUCGCGCUUCUGCAAGUGGCAACCUUUAAAGGCUGGAUGGACAUCAUGUAUGCGGCUGUCGAUGCCCAAGGGGUGAACUUGCAGCCCAAGUGGGAGAACAAUGUGUACAUGUACUUGUACUUCGUCAUCUUCAUCAUUUUCGGCGGCUUCUUCACACUUAAUCUUUUCGUUGGGGUCAUAAUUGACAACUUCAAUCAACAGAAGAAAAAGUUAGGGGGCCAGGACAUCUUCAUGACAGAGGAGCAGAAGAAGUACUACAACGCCAUGAAGAAGCUGGGCUCCAAGAAGCCCCAGAAGCCCAUUCCCCGGCCCCUGAACAAGUACCAGGGCUUUGUCUUUGACAUCGUGACCAGACAGACUUUCGACAUCAGCAUCAUGGUCCUCAUCUGCCUCAACAUGAUCACUAUGAUGGUGGAGACAGAUGAUCAGAGUGAGGAAAAGACGAAAAUCCUUAACAAAAUCAACCAGUUCUUUGUGGCUGUCUUCACCGGAGAGUGCGUCCUGAAGAUGUUCGCUUUGAGGCAAUACUUCUUCCUGAACGGCUGGAAUGUGUUUGACUUCAUCGUCGUGGUCCUCUCCAUUGGGAGCCUGGCGGUUUUUGCAAUUAUUUCAUCACUUGAAAAUUACUUCUCCCCAACCAUCCUCCGAGUCAUCCGUCUGGCCCGAAUCGGCCGCAUCCUCAGGCUAAUCCGAGCAGCCAAGGGGAUCCGCACGCUGCUCUUUGCCCUCAUGAUGUCCCUGCCUGCCCUCUUCAACAUCGGGCUGCUGCUCUUCCUCGUCAUGUUCAUCUACUCCAUCUUCGGCAUGGCCACCUUCCCCCAUGUCAAGUGGGAGGCUGGCAUCGACGACAUGUUCAACUUCCAGACCUUCGCCAACAGCAUGCUGUGCCUCUUCCAGAUCACCACGUCGGCUGGCUGGGAUGGUCUCCUCAACCCCAUCCUCAACACGGGGCCCCCCUUCUGCAACCCCAAUCUGCCCAACAGCAAUAGCACUAGAGGGGACUGUGGGAACCCAGCCGUGGGCAUCAUCUUCUUCACCACCUACAUCAUCAUCUCCUUCCUCAUCGUGGUCAACAUGUACAUCGCAGUGAUUCUGGAGAACUUCAAUGUGGCCACGGAGGAGAGCACCGAGCCCCUGAGCGAGGACGACUUUGACAUGUUCUAUGAGACCUGGGAAAAGUUUGACCCGGAGGCCACCCAGUUCAUAACAUUUUCUGCCCUCUCAGACUUUGCAGACACCCUCUCUGGCCCCUUGCAAAUCCCAAAACCCAAUCGGAACGUAUUAAUCCGAAUGGACCUUCCCUUGGUCCCUGGAGAUAAGAUCCAUUGCUUGGACAUCCUUUUUGCCUUCACCAAGAAUGUUCUGGGAGAGUCUGGGGAGCUGGAUUCUCUGAAGGCAAAUAUGGAAGACAAGUUUAUGGCCACAAAUCUUUCAAAAGCAUCUUAUGAACCAAUAGCCACCACCCUCCGGUGGAAGCAAGAAGACAUUUCAGCCACCAUCAUUCAAAAGGCCUAUCGGAGCUAUGUGUUCCACCGCUCCAAGACAAUCUUCAAUCCCCCCGGUGUGGCCAGGGCUGAGGAGGAGGCUGUGUCACUUCCCGAUGAAGACUUCGUUGCAUUCGCCGAAAAUGAGAAUAGUGUGCUUCCAGAUAAAUCUGAAACUGCAUCUGCCAUAUCUUUCCCACCCUCCUAUGACAGUGUCACUAGAGGCCUUAGUAAUCAAGUCAACAUGAGCACAUCUAGCUCAAUACAAAAUGUAGGUGAAGCUACCAGUAAGGAAGCCACUCCCCCUGCACCCUAG
Molecule: messenger RNA, 5919 nt
Organism: Eptesicus fuscus (big brown bat)
Lineage: Eukaryota; Metazoa; Chordata; Mammalia; Chiroptera; Vespertilionidae
Gene: SCN10A
Product: sodium voltage-gated channel alpha subunit 10
Exons: 27
Coding region: 1-5919 (1972 amino acids)
Biological process (GO): neuronal action potential; membrane depolarization during action potential; sodium ion transmembrane transport
Cellular component (GO): axon; plasma membrane; voltage-gated sodium channel complex
Molecular function (GO): voltage-gated sodium channel activity involved in cardiac muscle cell action potential
Source: RefSeq, a predicted model, not a curated record